Coccidioides posadasii C735 delta SOWgp is the source of this 1527-nucleotide messenger RNA. Lineage: Eukaryota; Fungi; Ascomycota; Eurotiomycetes; Onygenales; Onygenaceae. The record is from RefSeq and is a predicted model, not a curated record.
AUGCGAUUGCCAAAGCUCGCGGUAUCGCAGCGGAGAAAGGCAUUGCGUACGGUUCAAAUCACGGUAUUUACCCUUCGGCCUCCCACUCCACCCCAUAGUUUACUUGUCCUUAUUCCUGUCUAUUCAGAUCAAAGAGGCGCGGACCCUCGACGCGACUCCCGAUCGUAUCAUCGCUCGCGCUCGCCUUCGAGAACACCGCCACGCGCUACGCGCGAUGUUUUCAGAGACAACUACAAUCCUUACCGUGAUGAACGUCGCGGAGAUAGGCGUGGGAAUGAUCGCGCUUACGUGAGAGAGCGAUCCUUUUCUCCUCGUCCUGCGGGCCGGGCAACGGACGCGUAUCCCGCCCAGCCAAGCAGACCUCAUCGGGGCGCAAGUGAUAGGUCGCCUCCCAGUAGAAGGGGGGGUGGGAUGGAUGACAGUACCGAAACGAUAAACAUAGAUUCAAAGCUUGUCGGAUUGAUCAUUGGCCGACAAGGAGAUAAUCUUCGAAGAAUUGAGUCCGACACCGGAACGCGGAUACAGUUUUUGGAUAGCCCCGAAUCAAAUGUUAAUAUCAGACCUUGCAGGAUUUCCGGAACUAGAGCCGCGCGGAGCGAUGCGAAGGCGGAAAUAUUUCGUAUGAUCAGCGAGAAUAAUGCUGCGCGAGGUGCAAUGGCUUCUGCAGAUCGCUUUGCGUCUCGCGGCCCGCACGAACCACCUGGGAGGCAACCUGGAUAUGGAGAAGAUGAGAACUCCUCAACGCAGAUGAUGGUCCCCGAUCGGACUGUGGGUCUGAUCAUUGGCCGCGGCGGUGAGACGAUAAAGGAUCUUCAGGAUCGCAGUGGAUGCCACGUGAUUAUUGCGCCUGAAGAUAAAAGCCUUAAUGGUCUUCGGCCAGUCAAUUUGAACGGAGCCCCAAGGGCCAUUCAACGGGCGAAGGAUCUUAUAUUAGAAGUGGUGGAAACCGACUCACGACAGGGCGGUGCACCACCACAACGCGAGCCACGAGGAUAUGCGCCUGAAAGAGACACAGGAGGUCCAGCCCCUGAGCGAGGCGAUGACAGCAUUUUCAUCCCCAAAGAAUCUGUUGGAAUGAUCAUUGGAAAAGGCGGCGAUACCAUUAAAGAACUGCAGAAUAUUACUGGUUGCAAAGUCAAUAUACUACCGGCUGUUGGCCGGGAGGUUGACAGAGAAGUUGUAAUGAUAGGGUCCAAGCAAGCCAUUGAACAGAUGAAGAAGAGCAUCUUGGAGAAGGUCGAUACUUUUAAAUCACGAUCCCAAGCUAGACGCGAUGAUGGAUAUAGUGAGCGAUAUUCGCAGCCCCAACUCCGGAGUUACCCUCAGGAUCAGACCAAGUCAUCACAGCCCUCUCAAGCGUCGGCUCCGGCGGCGGGAGGCGAUAGCGCCGAUCCUUACGCAAUGUACGGCGGCUACGAGAAUUACGUUGCAAUGUGGUAUGCUGCAAUGGCUCAACAACAGCAGCAACAACAGCAGCCAUAUCAGCAGCAGUCUCCUUCCGAUCCCAAGCCGCCAGGAGUUCCCUAA